CUGUGCAGAGUGUUCAUAAGAUAAUCGAUCGUGUGGAUUUUUGAAAGGGAGACAAAUCUAAUACGAAGAUUUCGAUAAAUAGCAAAACUCGGAGCAGGAGGAAACCCUGCCACCAUGUCGCUGGAAAGCCCCAUGGCCCAGAACCCGGGCUGCAAGAUCAUGACCUUCCGGCCCACCAUGGAGGAAUUCCAGGACUUUGCAAAGUACAUCGCUUACAUUGAGACCCAAGGUGCCCACCGUGCUGGCCUGGCCAAGGUGAUCCCGCCAAAGGAAUGGAAGCCCCGGCGGUCGUACGAUACCAUUGAGGAGAUGGUGAUCCCGGCGCCCAUCAUGCAGGUGGUGACUGGGCAGUCCGGCCUCUUCACACAGUAUAACAUCCAGAAGAAAUCCAUGACUGUCGGAGAGUACCGCAAGCUGGCCAACAGCAAGAAGUACUGUACCCCUCAACACAAGGACUUUGAUGAUCUGGAAAGGAAGUACUGGAAAAACCUGACUUUCGUAUCACCUAUUUAUGGCGCUGACAUCAGCGGCUCGCUGUAUGAUGCGGACAUCACAGAGUGGAACAUCGGUCACCUGAAUACUCUGCUGGACAUGGUGGAGCAGGAGUGUGGCAUAGUGAUCGAGGGCGUCAACACACCAUACCUGUACUUCGGGAUGUGGAAGACAACCUUUGCGUGGCACACAGAGGACAUGGACCUCUACAGCAUCAACUACUUGCAUUUUGGGGAGCCCAAAUCCUGGUACGCCAUUCCUCCAGAGCAUGGCAAGAGAUUGGAGCGACUGGCCCAAGGUUUCUUUCCGGGCAGCUCCCAGGGCUGUGAUGCUUUCCUCCGACACAAGAUGACCCUGAUCUCCCCCUCCAUCCUCAAGAAGUACGGCAUCCCCUUCGACAGGAUCACUCAGGAGGAGGGAGAGUUCAUGAUCACCUUUCCAUAUGGCUACCACGCUGGCUUCAACCAUGGCUUCAACUGCGCGGAAUCCACCAACUUCGCCACCCUUCGCUGGAUCGACUAUGGCAAGAUGGCCACGCAGUGCACAUGCCGCAAAGACAUGGUUAAGAUCUCCAUGGACGUGUUUGUGCGCUGCCUGCAACCAGACCGUUAUGAGCAGUGGAAACAGGGCAAGGAUGUCACUGUGCUGGACCACCAACGACCCACCACCCUCACCAGCCCUGAACUGGAGCUCUGGAGAGAGACACGGGUCACCUAUAGGGACAAGCUGUUGCGAAGGGCCCUGCAGAAGAAGCAGCAGCUAAGGCGUCUGAAGCUGGAGGAGGUGAAGGUGCUGAUGGAGGAGGGCGUGGAGCUGGACCUGGUGGCGUACCAGCGGCAGGUGGAGGAGAGGGAGGCCCAGAGGCGGAAGGAGCGUGCAGAGAGGAUGGCCCAGGAGGCUCUGAAAGCUCUGGAGGCCAUGGAUGAAGAGGAGCAAGGGGAGGCGGCCGGCAGCAGUGGAGAGGCUCCUGACCAGCAGACAGAGAAGAAGAAGAAUAAGAAGAAGAAGAAGAAGAAGCCAGCGGAGGGCGAGGAGGACCUGGCUCGAAUGCUCGCGGCCUCCCUCGGCCAGGGGGCGCAGGAGAAGGACCAGCAGGACUCUAUCAUCCCCACCCUGUUAGUCACACCCAAGUCCAAGAAGACUGCCCUUCCGAAGGGACGUCUGUCCUUCCAGGAGGCCUUUGAGCAGUUUGCCACCUCCAAGUCGCCUGUCAAGCCUGAAGACAGUGGCGAGAUUGACAAGGAGAGCAGUGACACGGAAAUGCCAGCAGAGGGGAGAGCUGAGAAGAGGGGCAUUCAGCCGAACCCCUCCUCGUACUCCAAGCUGAAGAAGAGGGUAGAAGUGAAGAAGAGCCGCCGUCACCCCUUCAGCAAGCCGCCCAUGCGCUCCCCGCUCUUCAUCGUCAAACAGGAGGCGUCCAGCGAUGAAGAGCUGUACUCAUCCCUGCCAGUGGAGGGCGACAUGGAGGAGGAGGAGAAGAAGACGGCGGGGUGCCACCUCUGGCAGAACCGUUCGCCCAAUUUCCUGGCGGAGCGGCGCUUCAAUGCGGCGGUGGCACCCAUGGAGCCGUACUGCGCCAUCUGCACCCUGUUCUCACCCUACACACAGCCCCAGCGGGAUCCCUCCCUGCCCGCGGACGCUCCCAUCAGCCCCGUGUCCCGCUGCGGCACUCGCACCCGCCCACUCGUCCCCGAGAUGUGCUUCAGCUCGGGGGGCGAGAACACGGAGCCCCUGCCCUCCAACUCGCACAUCGGGGACGACGGCACCAGCGUGCUGCUGUCCUGCCCGAGCUGCAGCCUCCAGGUCCACGCCAGCUGUUACGGUGUCAGGCCGGACAGGCUGAACGAGGCCUGGACCUGCUCUAGGUGUACAGCUGGAGCCUGGACAGUGGACUGCUGUUUGUGCAAUUUAAGAGGAGGUGCUCUCAAAAUGACCACAGACGGAAGGUGGGUGCACGUGAUUUGUGCCAUCGCAGUGCCUGAGGCCCGCUUCAUCAACGCCAUCGAGAGGGAGCCGGUGGACGUUAGCGCCAUUCCGGAAAAGAGGAAGAGCCUGAAGUGCGUGUACUGCCACAAGAGCACGAAGCAAAUUCGCGGUGCUUGCAUCCAGUGCUCCUUCGAGAGCUGCUCCACCUCCUUCCACGUCACCUGUGCACACAUCGCCGGGGUGCUCAUGAAGCCAGCCGAUUGGCCGUAUGUGGUAUCAGUAACCUGCCUCAAGCACAAGAUACCCAAUCAGAAGGUGUCACGGCCGGCAUCUCGCGAGCUUUCGCUGGGCCAGCAGGUGAUCGGGCGGAACCGCGACGGCUGGCACUACUGCUGCACCAUCAUCGGCAUGGCAACGCAGACCUUCUACGAGGUCAACUACGACGACGGCUCCUACUGCGACAACCUCUACCCCGAGAACGUCGUGAGCCAGGACUGCCUACGCAUGGGGCCCCCGGAGGCUGGGGAGGUCAUCUUGGUGCACGCACAGGACGGCAAAGUGGUCAACGCCUCCUUCGUCAGGGAACACGUCCACAAGCACUACCAGGUGGAGUUUGAGGAUAAGUCCCAGAUGACCCUUAAGCGAACUGAGCUCCACUCAAUGGAGCAGGAGCUGCCCAAGAGGGUCAAAUCUCGUCUGUCCUUCGCAGUUACGGACCCCCAGCACAGUGCUGCCCAGGGAGAUGAAGCACAAGCAGCCAAGCGACCUCGCCUCCCCACCCCGCCUUCACAACAAGCUCCCCUCGACCCCUCGGUAUCCGGGUCUCCCCCAGCCUGCACAGGGCCAAGCCUGCCCACUGUUACGCCCAACGUGGUUUCUGACCCCAACCCUACCACAUCUUCCGCCCCCAACCUUACCCCUGCCCCCGUACCCAACCCCACCGACGCCCCCUUCCGGUCUCCCGCUCCAGCCCCGGCCAACAUCCUCGACCCCGCCCUGGCGCACUUUCCCAACCCCAACCCAGGCGCCCCCCUCCCCCCUGCAGGUUCCGAGGACCCCUCUGAGCCCUACACCCCCAGCUCCAGCUACGUGUCCUUCAUGGAGUCCCUGCUCCAGGCGCACUACCCUCAGGAGGAAGGCUCCGGCCACAUGUAUUAAAGACUAGUCAGUGUUCAGUGUCCUCCCCUCUCCCCUCUGAGCGCCAUGCUGCACAGCAGCUUCUACCACACAGCCUGGGAGGCUUCCUCACAGCCGGGGGCAACUGGUGCUCAGUCUCAACACAGACGUUUGGCAGGGUUGCAUGUCUAUGGGUUUUUUUUUUUUCUGCCGCUGUUGUUGUCGUUCGCCGGCCGUCCCAAAACAGUCGAGCAACAGGAACGGUCCGUCCCACCUGCCCGACCCAACGAUACCGGACUGUCAACCGAAAGCAUCAACAUCAUACCUCUCUUUCUCUCCUCUCUCUCUCUUGCUCUCGUCUUGCUAUCUCUGACAAAAUGGGUACAUUUGGAUGUAAUGUUGGCAAUCUGUGUAGUUUUUUUUUUUUUUUUUUCAUUUAACCAGCUAUAACUAUUUUUCUAACAAGCCAAAACAACGAGCAUA
This is a messenger RNA of Megalops cyprinoides (Indo-Pacific tarpon), 4017 nucleotides long. It is a transcript of the gene kdm4b, whose product is annotated as lysine (K)-specific demethylase 4B. NCBI's taxonomy places the organism in Eukaryota, Metazoa, Chordata, Actinopteri, Elopiformes, Megalopidae. The record is from RefSeq and is a predicted model, not a curated record. The coding region runs from base 115 to 3576 and encodes 1153 amino acids. The transcript has 22 exons. Gene Ontology annotation, molecular function: histone H3K9 demethylase activity. Gene Ontology annotation, biological process: chromatin remodeling. Gene Ontology annotation, cellular component: nucleus.